This is a messenger RNA of Etheostoma cragini (Arkansas darter), 1734 nucleotides long. RefSeq names its product glycerophosphodiester phosphodiesterase domain containing 3a (gene gdpd3a). Gene Ontology annotation, molecular function: phosphatidylcholine lysophospholipase A1 activity; phosphoric diester hydrolase activity. The coding region runs from base 346 to 1293 and encodes 315 amino acids. The transcript is spliced from 10 exons. Lineage: Eukaryota; Metazoa; Chordata; Actinopteri; Perciformes; Percidae. Gene Ontology annotation, biological process: glycerophospholipid catabolic process. Gene Ontology annotation, cellular component: endoplasmic reticulum membrane. The record is from RefSeq and is a predicted model, not a curated record.
GGGAGAGGCCAGAGAGUGGAGAGGUGAGCUCUGGGUUAUGAGCUGGUGCUUAUUAACUUAUUUUUUACAGCUCUGAAGGAUUGUGAACAAGUGUGAGCAGGAAAGAGACUUUCUUCUGUCUAACCAGUUUCUCCAGUUUUUCUCUUAUCUCGCAAGAAAGACAGAGCGGGUGGUAUAGAGUUAAGCUUUUGGAUUUGUAACACACAAAGGGGGAUUGUUGUAGAUUAAUUAUCUUUUGCUGAAGGACAGUCGUUAGCUCAGUUUUGUUUGACUACUCUUUUUGCUGGGUUAGGAGAUUGUGCAGAGACUCCGGCAGGAUCUCACUGGACAUAUUUGCAGAGAAGGAUGAGCAGUUUUCUGUACUUCAUCCUCCCAGCUCUGGGUGGAUACACUCUCACCUCGUUGUACCUGCUGAAGAACCCCCACAUUCUCCACAAGAGGAAACGCUCUGCUUUUUACUGCACACACAUCUCACACAGAGGAGGAUGUGGAGAGAGGAUAGAGAGCACGAUGGAAGCAUUCACAAAUGCGGUGGAGCAAGGCACACAGAUGCUGGAGAUGGACUGUCACUUGACACGCGAUGGAUAUGUGAUAGUGUCACAUGAUGAGAAUCUGCUGAGGCAGACCGGCCAUGAUGUCACCACCUCAUCACUCAAUCUACAGGAUUUGCCUCUGUAUAAAGAGAAACUAGAGGUGACAUUUUAUACAGGUCGCUACACUAACGGUCCAGACAGGAAAUUUGCUCUGCUGGAGGAUGUGUUCAGGAAGUUCCCUAAAUUGCCUGUCAGCGUUGAGAUCAAAGAAAACAACAAACAGCUGAUGGAAAAGGUGUCCAACUUGGUAAGAUGCUACAACAGGGAGGAGAUCACUGUCUGGGCCUCUGUGGACUCCACCAUCAUGAUGGAAUGCCGCAGAACGAACGCCUCCAUGCCAUACAGCUUCUCUGUGAACCGAGGUCUGCUGCUUCUGUUCCUCUUCUACAGCGGCCUGCUGCCCUUUGUGCCCCUGGGAGAGAGUUUACUGCAGUUCUACCUGCCGCGCAUCUUCAACAGGACAUACAUUCCUGAGGAGGGCAUCCUGAGGAACAAGCUGGUCAUCUAUUUGUUAGAAAAAGUAACAAUGAGGAAGAGUCUAUUUAAACACCUCGCAGCCCGUGGAAUUCAGGUGCAUUUGUUUGUGUGCAAUGAAGAUGAAGACAUAAAGGCUGCAUUUGAAGUUGGGGCCACAGGGGUAAUGAGUGACUACCCGGCACUUCUGUCAAGCUACCUCUGCAGAAACGGAAGUCAGGAUUGACCCCAAACACAUCCUCACAAUUUGUAACUGGCAGCUUUCUUAUGGAUGAGGACUGUGUAAAGAAAAGACUGUGAGGAAAAAGUGUGAAGAAGAAGUGUGAAAACCGUUUUUGUGACAAGAUUGGAUGACGAGUUGUUGGUGCAGUUAGAAUAAAAUUAUUAUUAAUUUGUUUAAUCUGAAUCACUGAUGAUAGAGUAAUCUGCAAUCAUGUCAUUUCUACUGCCUCUGCCCCACAUUCUGCCAGACACAGCCCAGAGUUUAAAGGUCCCAUGACACGGUGCUCUUUGGAUGCUUUUGUAUAGACUUUAGUUGUUCCCUAAUACUGGAUCUGAACUCUCUUUGCCAAAAUUCAGCCUUGGUGCAGAAUUACAGCCUCUAAAGCCAAUCCCACAAUGAGCUUUCCUUAGUAUGUUCCAUUUCUGAGUCUGUAGCUUUUGAGGA